AUGCCUCCAAGGAAGAAGACCAGAAGCAACAACAUGACUUCCCAGGAUGGGCCAAGCCAUGCUGACUCAGAGUCAAGGCAACAUGCCUCUUCUAGAGUAGAAGAACGUGCAAUUGAGGGAACUUUUACCCUUACAGACCUUGUUACAGCCAUUCAUGCUAUGGGUGAGACCCAGAGGGAGAUGGCAGAGAUGAUAAAAGAACUGAAAAAUUCGGCUCUAAAGCCAAGUGAAGUGAAUGAGAAGCACCCACAAGAAGAAUCUGCUGCUGCCGAAAAGGAGUCUGAGCAAAAAGGACCAUCUUUUGUCACUCAGGAGGACGUUGUUGCCAUGCUGGAAAAGGAGCUGAGUCGAAAAAGGAAGGGGAGCUCGAAGGAGCAUGUCAAUCGCUUCAUUGAUGCCUUGGGACCAUAUGCUAGUGAUCAUAAUCGCUUCAUUGAUGCCUUGUCAAUCGCUUCAUUGAUGCCUUUGUACGUAGGUUCCGGGACCUGGCAUUGGAUUGCUAUGAUAAGAAAGAUGAGGAGGCGCUUGUUGAAAUCUGCAUCAGCAAUAUCGUGGCAGAUUAUAGAGUGUAUUUGGAGAAUAUUGGCAUUAGUCAAUUUUCUCGGCUGCUGGAAGCUGUGA
Messenger RNA from Prunus armeniaca (apricot), 621 nucleotides. NCBI's taxonomy places the organism in Eukaryota, Viridiplantae, Streptophyta, Magnoliopsida, Rosales, Rosaceae. The record is from the annotation of a GenBank genome assembly.